AUGGCCGCCAUCUGGGGUAACGGCGGGCAGGCUGGCCAGUUCCCGCUGGAGCAAUGGUUCUAUGAAAUGCCCCCUGUAACUCGAUGGUGGACAGCAGCCACAGUUGCCACUUCAGUCUUGGUCCAAUGUCACGUCCUCACCCCAUUCCAGCUGUUUUAUAGCUUCCGCGCAGUCUAUGUUAAGUCUCAGUAUUGGCGUCUGUUCACAACCUUCCUAUACUUCGGACCACUCAAUCUCGACUUACUAUUUCAUGUGUUCUUCUUGCAGCGAUACUCGCGCCUCUUGGAGGAAUCAUCGGGGCGAUCGCCGGCCCACUUCUCGUGGCUUCUGUUCUACGCCAUGGCCUCUCUCCUCGUCCUCUCGCCAUUUCUCUCCCUUCCAUUCCUGGGCACGGCUCUCUCUUCCAGUCUGGUCUACAUCUGGAGUCGUCGCAACCCGGAAACUCGCCUCAGCUUCCUAGGAAUGCUGGUCUUCACCGCCCCCUAUCUCCCCUGGGUUCUGAUGGCAUUCAGCCUGGUCGUCCAUGGCAUCGUGCCCAAGGAUGAAAUCUGCGGCGUUGUCGUCGGCCACGUCUGGUACUUCUUCAACGAUGUUUACCCUUCGCUUCACGGUGGUCACCGUCCUUUCGAUCCUCCUAUGUGGUGGGUGCGUCUGUUUGAGUCAGGGCCCGGGGAACGAGGCACCGACGCUGCCAACGUCAACGGGGAAUUCGCCGCUGCUGCUGCACCCGAAGUUCGGUGA
Messenger RNA from Aspergillus niger, 741 nucleotides. RefSeq lists its product as uncharacterized. Bases 1 to 741 code for a protein of 246 amino acids. Gene Ontology annotation, molecular function: misfolded protein binding; ubiquitin-specific protease binding. The record is from RefSeq and is a predicted model, not a curated record. Gene Ontology annotation, cellular component: endoplasmic reticulum membrane; Hrd1p ubiquitin ligase ERAD-L complex. NCBI's taxonomy places the organism in Eukaryota, Fungi, Ascomycota, Eurotiomycetes, Eurotiales, Aspergillaceae. The transcript has 2 exons. Gene Ontology annotation, biological process: endoplasmic reticulum unfolded protein response.